AGUAUGUUUCGUGUUUUUGAUGCAGCGGCAGAGGAGUGGCGCAGCAGCGGAUGCAGUGACUCCCGUCGAACCGAGGGGGCGCUAAUGAGUGCAAACAUGGCUGCCCAGGAUGAACUCAAUCAACUGGAACGCGUGUUCCUUCGCCUGGGCCAUGCAGAAACCGACGAACAGCUACAGGACAUUAUUUCCAAGUUCCUUCCUCCUGUGCUCCUCAAACUCUCCAGCGUUCAGGAGGGUGUGCGAAAGAAAGUUAUGGAGUUGUUAGUUCACCUGAACAAGCGAAUAAAAAGUCGACCUAGGAUUCAGCUACCCGUAGAAACCUUGUUGGUACAGUAUCAAGACCCUGCAGCCGCCUCUUUUGUCACAAAUUUCACUAUCAUCUACAUCAAAAUGGGUUACCCACGUCUGGAGGUGGGCAAACAGUGUGAGUUGGCCCCAACCCUUCUCACUGCCAUGGAAGGCAAGCCACAGCCACAGCAGGACAGUCUCAUGCAUCUGCUGAUUCCUACUCUUUACUACAUGAAGUAUCCUGCUGACACCUCCAAGAAUGCCUCUUCAUUCAACCUAAGUGAAAGGCCUAAGACAGUGCAGAUGCUGCUGGAAUUCAUGUUGGAUGUUUUGCUGAUGCCUUACGGGUUUGUGCUUAAUGAAUCCCCAACUCGCCCUGCUCCUUCUUCCUCCCAGAGCAGUUCAGCAGAUGGGACAGUGGUCGCAGGUGGGCAGGGACUCCCCCAGCCUCCCCCAGGGAUGAGUGUCUAUGCUGCCAAGAGGGUGAUUGGAGAGGCUCAGUGGAGUGCUGAGCAAUUAGAGCAGUGUAAGCUGGGCAUUGUGAAGUUUAUAGAAGCAAAGCAAGUUCCAGAAGUGGAGACAGUGAUUCACCUGGUUGUGGCAUCUAGCGACACUCGACACAGUGUGGCCACAGCAGCUGAUCUGGAGCUAAGGAGCAAACAGAGCAUCAUUGACUGGAACAGUCCUCUCAUUAUAAACAAGUUGUACAAGGUGUACUUGGGGGAUGUUCCGCUUAAGACAAAGAGUGGUAAUUUGAAGCAAGAGUUCAAACAUGAGCCAGUCAGCACCAGAGUCAAACUGAAAAUCCUGCCACAUCUUCUGCGGUCACGACUAGCUGCAGAGUGCUUUCCAGCUAAUAUCCAGGUGGUUUAUGAUGGCCUGUUUGGAACCAACACCAACAACAAAUUGCUGUCUCUCACGCUGCAGUUUGUCCAUCACAUCUGCAUGGUAUGCCCUGACACAAAUAAACCUUUGGGACUAAUGCUACUUAACGGUCUUACCAAACUCAUCAAUGAAUACAAGGAGGAUCCUAAGUUACUGUGUGUGGCCUACUCUGCUGUUGGAAAGCUAUCGAGCCGAAUGCCGCAGCUAUUCACAAAGGAUAUUGCGCUUGUGCAACAGUUUUUUGAAUCAAUGUGCAAGGAGGAGCCUGAUGUUCGUCUUGCUAUUCAGGAAGCUUUGUCUAUGAUGGUUGGAGCUUAUGCUAACCUUCAGGGGGCUCUGUUGAACCUGAUGGAGGCCCUGGUGGCUGCAUACAUUGGAAAACCGGAGGUGCAAGUACGUCAGGUGGCUCUGAAGUUUGCCAGCACAGUGUUUGCUCCUGAUCAUGUGCCAUCAAGAUACCUGCUUCUGUUGGCUGCUGGGGACCCGAGGGAGGAAGUGGCAGGGGAGGCCCAGAGGGUACUAAGAGCUUUUCCUACUCAAAGUUCAGAGAAGGAGGGACCAAAGCCAAUCCCUUCUUUUCCUGACAUGGUGGCAUACGUGCAGGAAAAGGCAGCUCAGAGGAUCAAAACACCAGCAAAGUACAUUGUUGGAACCUCCACUAUUGCUUUCAACCCAUCUGCGUUUGCAGAGAUCGUGCUCUACCUACGCAUGUGUUUAGCUCACAGUGCCGGAGUCACACACAUGUCCACACGCCUUGCAGACAUGCAGGAUGAUGCACCGGCCAUCGGUCGCUACAUCCACACACUACUUAAUUCUGAUCCUCAGUCUUCAGUCUCAAAAAGCUCUGAGGCAAAUCCUGUCCAUGUCUACAUGGAUCUGCUGCAGCAGCUUCUGUCUGCUGUAGGAGGAGUCCCUGUUAUGUAUUGCCUGUUGGAGGUGGUGUCUGUCUGCCCACAGAAACUGGCUUCCAGAUUUGUUGAAAAAAUUGACUGGAUCAAAAGUCUGAUGAACACAAAUAAGGAGGACAUGAGGGAGUUGGCAGCCCAGUUGUAUGCUGUAGUGGUUUCCACCAUGACAGGCAAUGAGCUACAGGCAGCCGUGCAAAACCUGAUUAAAAUCACCAAAGACAACCACAGUCCCGAGACUCAGCAUGGGGCCAUCAUGGCUUUGGGCUAUAUGGUGGGAAGGUACAUGAGCAAGAAGAAAGCAGCCACCUCUGGUGACUCUACCCACGACAAGGGGCAGCAAAUGAACAUUUCCUCCAAAGAGGAUGAUGAACUUGUUGCCAUGGCAACCAAGACAAUUGGGUCUUUCUUGGACAACAGUAGUUCUUUGCUCUCUGUAGCAGCCUGCACAGCUGUGGGAGAGGUUGCGAGGAAUGGUACUUUACUGAUCCCUGCAGAGGGUGAGGGCUUCACUAAACUCUCCAUUGUUGAAAACCUGCUGGCCCGCAUCACUUCUGGCAAGGAGAGCACAAAGAUGAAGGAGCGAUCGAUUCAAACGCUGGGCUAUCUGCCAGUGGGAGAUGGAGACUUCCCUCAUCAGAAGAAGUUGUUGCAGGGACUCAUGGACUCUGUAGAGGCCAAACAAGUGGAGCUGCAGUUUACAGUUGGAGAAGCUAUCACUAGUGCUGCAAUAGGCACCAGCUCUGGAGCUGCUAGAGACCCAUGGACCUGCACUGAGGACCAGUACACCCCACCACAUAAUGUAAAAAACAAUGAUGUGGUUCCUUGGGUCCUCAACUCUGUCCUAUCCAAAUACAUACCCAGCCAGAACCCACAUGUCCGGCAGGCAGCCUGCAUAUGGCUCCUCUCCUUGGUCAAGAAAUUUAGCCAACACAAGGAAAUUACAUCACAUUUAAGAGAGAUUCAGGUGGCAUUCAUCUCCAUUCUCUCAGACCCAGAUGAGUUGAGUCAGGAUGUGGCAUCUAAAGGCCUGGGUCUGGUGUAUGAGAUGGGAGGAGAGAGUGACCAGCAGGAACUGGUGUCAACCCUAGUAGAAACACUUAUGACUGGCAAAAGAGUGAAACAUGCUGUCUCUGAAGAUACACAAGUGUUUCAAGGAGAAGGUUUGGGGAAAACACCUGAUGGCCACGGCCUCUCCACGUACAAGGAGCUCUGUUCAUUAGCCAGCGACCUGAACCAACCAGAUCUCGUUUACAAGUUUAUGAAUCUGGCCAAUCACCACGCCAUGUGGAAUUCCCGCAAGGGAGCAGCUUUUGGGUUUCACAUGAUUGCUGCCAAAGCUGGAGAGCAGCUGGCUCCAUUCCUGCCCCAGCUUGUGCCUCGCCUCUAUCGCUAUCAGUUUGACCCCAACCUGAGCAUUCGCCAGGCUAUGACCAGCAUCUGGGAUGCGUUGGUCACUGAUAAGACCAUGGUGGAUAAGUAUCUUAAGGAGAUCCUGAAGGAUGUAAUUUCUAAUUUGACCAGUAAUAUCUGGAGAGUACGCGAGUCCAGCUGUCUGGCCCUAAAUGAUUUAGUCAGAGGCCGCCAGGCUGAUGACCUCAUUGAGCAUCUUGCUGAAAUGUGGGAGACACUGUUCAGAGUCCUUGAUGACAUUAAGGAGUCUGUGAGAAAAGCUGCAGAUCUAACGUUGAAAACUCUCAGCAAGGUGUGUAUUCGGAUGUGUGAGUCCACAGGGUCUGCAGCUCAGAGAACUGUGGCGAUACUAUUGCCUACCCUGCUGGAAAAGGGCAUUGUUAGUAAUGUUGUAGAGGUCCGGUCACUCAGUAUCCAGACUCUUGUGAAGAUUAGCAAGUCAGCUGGUGCUAGAUUGAAGCCUCAUGCUGCCCAACUUAUCCCAGCCCUGCUGGAGGCCCUCAGCACCUUGGAGCCUCAGGUCCUCAACUACCUCAGCCUCAGAGCCACAGAGCAAGAAAAGAGUGCCAUGGAUGCUGCUAGACUAAGUGCUGCCAAGUCCUCUCCAAUGAUGGAGACUAUUAAUAUGUGUCUGCAGCACCUUGAUGUUUCCGUGUUGGAAAAGUUGGUUCCACGACUCUGUGAGCUGCUGAAGAGUGGAGUGGGCUUGGGUACCAAGGGUGGCUGCGCUAGUGUAAUUGUGUCCCUUACAGUACAGUGUCCUCAGGACCUCACCCCAUACUCAGGUAAAUUAAUGAGUGCUCUCCUGAGUGGUAUCCAUGACAGGAGCACUGUUGUUCAGAAAGCAUUUGCCUUUGCUCUCGGGCACCUAGUCAGGACAGCAAAAGACAGCAGCGUGGAGAAACUACUACAAAAACUAAAUACCUGGUACUUGGAGAAAGAGGAGCCAGUGUACAAGUCAUCUUGUGCGCUGACUCUGCAUGCCAUCAGCCGCUACAGUCCUGAUGUGUUGAAGGGCCAUGCAGGAGUGGCGCUCCCAUUGGCUUUCCUGGGAAUGCAUCAGGCACCAGGUCCGGAUGAGGAGAAAGGAGAAAGUCAUGAUGCCACACUCUGGUCUGAGGUGUGGCAGGAGAAUGUCCCAGGAAGUUUUGGGGGCAUCAGACUCUAUAUGACGGAGCUGAUUACUAUUACACAAAAAGCGCUGCAGUCCCAGUCCUGGAAGAUGAAGGCUCAGGGUGCAGCUGCCAUGGCAACUGUUGCUAAGGAACAGACCGGCUCAUUGGUGGCACCACACCUUGGCAUGGUGCUAAAUGCUUUAAUACAGGGACUGUCUGGACGCACAUGGGCCGGCAAGGAGGAGCUGCUGAAGGCCAUUGGAUCUGUAGUCUCCAAAUGCGGUGCUGAGCUGCAGAAGCCUUGCACCAGUCAACCAACCAUCUCUGAGGUGCUGGAGGUUGUUUUAAAGGAAUGCCGUAAAGAGAAUGUGCUGUAUAAAAUGGCCGCUCUGCGCUGUGCUGGAGAAGUGCUUCACAGCAGCCAGGAGGACCGUUUCAGCGACAUAGCAGUGAUCAUUUUUCCAAUAAUCAAGAAGAGCUGUCCUCAAAGUGGUGGUGCUGCAUCUCCUAGAUCACUGGAGGACGAUGAUGAGGAUUUAGACGCGAAGGAGAAAGCACUGCAGACUGAAGCUCUGCUCUGCGCUUUAGAGACACUUGGGAAGACUUGGCCCAGGAACCCACAAACACAGGCCCAUUUUCAGGUGGAGGUGUGUGGUCUAAUGUGCGAGAAGCUCAAACUAAGCACAUGGAAAGUCCAGCUUGCUGUUCUACACGCCAUGAAGGCGUUUUUCCAGGGAUUAUUGCUGCUGGAGAAGGGCAAUAAAGAUUCCAAUGCACUGUCACAGAUUCUCACAGAGACAUGCGCUGCUCUCACAUACCCUUUAGAAAACAAAAGCUACUCGUCUGUCAGGACAGAGGCUUUGUCAGUUGUGGAUCUGAUUGUAAAGCGAACUGGAGAGAGUGAACAGUGGGACUGUGUGUCUGUGAAGAGCCGAGAGCAGCUGCAGCGCUCGCUGUCCACCCUUCAGUCCGACAGCAGACCUGACCUGAGGGAUAAGGCUCAGGAGCUCCGCAGACACAUCCAGAGUCAACCUUGAGCGCACGCUUUGCUCACAGAGCCGGACGAUUACGUGCACACAGAGUACAAUAAAUUCAACUUCUUAUAACUUUGUGUUCACGUAAGUGUUUUGUUUUACCAUAAAGACGUUGGUGCACUCGUCUCCCGUCUCAUCUCUUUGGUACUGCAGUUUUCUCUGGUUCACAUCUGUGGCUCAAAGUUUAGCGACUGAGCCCAUUAUAACCAGUUGGAAUGAAUAAAACUAUGGUAAUGUGUCAAGUUUUAUUUAGUUCAUUUAAAUGGACCGAUACUGGUAAUGCUAUAUAAACCAAUGUGUUGGCUUUGUGGACACGAUAUACCUGUAGCCCCAAAAUGGGGACUUUUUACUACUGUGGAUGUGCCUAUUCAAACUGUCAGAACAGCAACAUAGAUGUGUGACUGGUCAAAUGAACAACUGUCUGGAAAAUAAAUAAAUGCUAAGAUUUUAGGUUAAAAGUAAUAAAGUUGUAUGAAUUUGUUCCUGAUAAAAAUAAAACUAUUGGUAAUUUGGA
This is a messenger RNA of Betta splendens (Siamese fighting fish), 6154 nucleotides long. RefSeq names its product Ecm29 proteasome adaptor and scaffold (gene ecpas). Gene Ontology annotation, molecular function: molecular adaptor activity. Gene Ontology annotation, biological process: proteasome assembly. The coding region runs from base 4 to 5643 and encodes 1879 amino acids. The record is from RefSeq and is a predicted model, not a curated record. Gene Ontology annotation, cellular component: nucleus; cytoplasm. Lineage: Eukaryota; Metazoa; Chordata; Actinopteri; Anabantiformes; Osphronemidae. The transcript is spliced from 49 exons.